UAAACAAUUACGUCAUGGGAGUCUUCAUUUGAACGGAAAGUAUUGUGACUGUUUUUAUAAUGGGAUUUACAUUGUACAUACCUAAACGGAGUGUUACACCAUUAAUAGUUAUAGAGAGUAUGUUCAACCGUUAUAUAACUUACCUGAAGCAAAUAGUAGUAUUACGCAAGCGUACACAAACUGCUAGAACCGGAGUAAGCUGUCGCCAGUCUACGCCAGUGUUACACAGAGAAUAAAAAGAAACAAAAACCAAACAACCCCUCUUUUUCCGUACCCACAGAGAAUUCGACCUGGAAACUGACCAAUGAGAGACGAGCGAGUUAUCAGUGGUGACACACAACAUUCCGUCGAGUUAAAUUCCUGGAACACUAAAAACCUUAUUUUGAUGUAAAAUAUUGUCACAAGGAUGCCUAAGGAGGCAAAGAGAGCUGGCUGGUCCAAUCCGAUUGAAUUUGUCUUGACCCUAAUUGGGUUUGCCGUGGGUUUGGGGAAUGUUUGGAGAUUUCCUUACCUCGCUUACAAAAAUGGGGGAGGUGCUUUUCUCAUCCCAUAUUUCGUUUGCUUGCUGCUGAUUGGAAUUCCACUUUUCUUUCUUGAACUGUCAUUUGGACAGUUUGCUAGUUUGGGCCCAAUAAAGAUAUGGAUUGUGAAUCCUGCAUUCAAAGGUCUGGGGUUUGCCAUGACCAUUAUAUCAGCAUUGAUUGCCCUAUACUACAACGUCGUGAUAGCUUGGUGCUUAUUCUACCUGUUCGCUUCCAUGACAUCACACUUGCCCUGGCAGGAUUGUUACAACGAUUGGAACACGUGCUUGUGUUCCGAUAAAACCACGAAUUUUUCCAGUUCUGAUCCAUGGAGCGGGAAAAAACCAGAAUGCUUGCCCGAUCUUCCGAAUAUUGUUAACGCCUCUAAGAAAACCCCAAGUUCGGAGUAUUUCAGCCACAGGGUACUGGGAAUAACUGAUUCCUGGACGGAACCGGGGGGAGUGAAAUGGGAUGUGACCUUGUGUAACCUGUUGGCGUGGCUGAUUGUGUUUUUGGUCUUGUCCAAAGGUAUCAAAUCCCUGGGAAAGGUUGUAUACUUUACAGCCAUAUUUCCGUACAUCCUGCUCACAGUCUUGCUGGUUCGAGGGUUAACUUUGGAAGGGUCUUACUCGGGUGUCAUGUACUACUUAACACCAAACUGGGAUCGACUGACGCAAGCCAGUGUUUGGUCUGAUGCCGCAGUACAGAUUUUCUACUCACUCAGUGCCUGUUCAGGUGGACUGAUUGCCAUGGCGAGUUACAACAAGUUUAAUAAUAAUGUACUAAGGGAUUCGUUGCUGGUCCCCAUAAUAAACUGCUUCACGAGCUUCUAUGCCGGCUUUGUUAUCUUCUCAGUUCUUGGCUAUAUGGCAGAAUACAAACAGGAGUCAAUGGACAAUGUUGUUGAUGGAGGACCAGGCCUUACGUUUGUGGUUUACCCAGAAGCCCUUGCACAGAUGCCAGUCGCUCCGCUGUGGGCUAUCUUAUUUUUCUUCAUGAUGGCCACCCUUGGAUUCAGUUCACAGUUUUCAAUCACGGAGACAGUUAUGACCGGGAUAAUGGACGAAUUUUCCACCUUCUUCAACAACAAACGGAGAAGGAUCCUGUUCAGAGCCGGAGUAUGUUCCGUUGCGUUUCUACUUGGUUUACCGAUGACGUGCAGGGGUGGAGAGUACACUUUGAAUUUAAUGGACACCUUUGUUGGAGGUUUUCCGCUGUUGUUCGUGGGGCUAUUUGAAAUAAUUGCCAUCAUCUAUAUUUAUGGAUUCUUCCGGUUUAAGAGAGACAUAGAGAUGAUGCUGGGAUCAAAUAUUGUGAUCAAUAUCUUUUUCUGCUAUUUUGGGGCCACCUGGAUGUUGAUUUCACCUCUGGCGUUGUUAGCUGUCAUAAUUUUCAAAGCCAUACAGACGAAACCUGUAACAGAUGGUAGCUAUGUGUAUCCAGACGGCGGCCAGGCUAUGGGCUGGUUGAUUGUACUGGCGCCUUUGAUCUGGAUCCCAGUCGUCUUCUUCUUCGAGGCUUUCAGAAAUGGACUCGGAAAGUAUCUGGUUAAGAUAACUUCCCCUAAACAUAACUGGGGACCAGCAUUGGAAGAGUACCGGGUAGGACGAUAUAGUGAAGAAAGCAAUACACGGAAAGACCAGAACGGCACCAGUUCCUAUGUUAUAAGCUCUUCCGGUCAGGAAAAAUACAAACACCUUCAACCCACGUUCGUCACGUCAAAUUCAUCGAAUGACAAUCCAGAACAGCAUACGGUGACAAUGGAAAGUGGAAAUGAAGAAAAUGGACAGCCAAUAAAGGACACCGUUUUGAAAAAUGGAGGAGUUGAACCCCAGGAGCCAAAUGUUUCGUUCAAGAAUCCAGGUUUCGAAAACGAUGAGGGAAAAUAUUGAACAUAAGGCAGGGGACCACGAAAGAGAGCAACUGGUUAUAAUCCACAAAAUAAUUGCCAAAAUGUAAUAAGGAGUAUAAAUUUUGUGAUGAAAUUUACGUAGUACAAGAACAUACCCAUUACAUAUGCACAUAUAUAUUAUAUCGGUAUGCCGAAUGCUUUGCUUUCAAUUUGUAGAUAUCAAAGUAAUGUUUUAUCUAUAACUCUAGUGGCAUAUAUAUUUUAAUAUGUAAUCAGUUUUCAUACUUCGAAUUCCUUUCAGAUAUAACGUACAAAAACUCAGGCCUCUUGUCACGUUGUUUGCACGAUAAAUAACUCCGUAAUCGCCAUGCAUGAGUCAAAAUUUGUGGCACUUCAUCUACAGAUGAUGACGUCUCUACAUGAGUGAAUUAUCGACGUGACGUAAAAUCACCAAACAAUUCAUCUGCCAAAACACACUUUGUAAAGUGAUUGUUAACAGUUGUCCUAAGGCAGGAUUUGUUGAACCCACUUACGAAAAAAUAAAUAUCCAAACGUAAAAUUUGAAAAUUAGCAUUACAAUACUGCAAUGAUGAAACCUUUCAGCGGGCUCCCAUAUUGUAUGAAACAUUUUGUAAAAUUCAGCUACUACUCACGUAUCAGUAUCAAAUACUAUGUUGCGUUUAUGACUACUUUUUGUAGUGAAAUUCGAAUUACAAAUAAAAUGCUUGUAUUUGAUGUGAACUGAACAUGAGGAAUCCCACUAUGCCUAUCUGAAUUUAUUCUAAUGGAUUACUAAUUUAUUAUGAUUUUAUCUGAUGUUGGAUUCUGUAUAAAUCUUUAAACAUGUCUCCAAAUAAAUCAGAGAUAACGGU
Messenger RNA from Ostrea edulis (European flat oyster), 3245 nucleotides. RefSeq names its product sodium- and chloride-dependent glycine transporter 1-like. The record is from RefSeq and is a predicted model, not a curated record. NCBI's taxonomy places the organism in Eukaryota, Metazoa, Mollusca, Bivalvia, Ostreida, Ostreidae. Gene Ontology annotation, biological process: sodium ion transmembrane transport. The coding region runs from base 407 to 2413 and encodes 668 amino acids. The transcript is spliced from 16 exons. Gene Ontology annotation, cellular component: membrane.